AAGACUGGGAUGGGGUCAACACCCUAAAGCCAGCCCCUUUCUUUUUCCAAGACCUGCCUUAGAACAGACCUGAACAGACAGCAGAAAGCUGCAGUUGGAGUCCUGGGCCCCGAUGGAGCCCUGGCUGGGGCCUGAGGCUGCUGCUCUCCACCCAGGCUGGCCAGCCCUGCUGCUUUGGGUCUCAGCCCUGAGCUGUUUUGUCUCUUCGUCAGCUCCUCCUUCUCCUUCUCUGGUGCCCCGAGUCAGAACCAGCUACAAUUUUGGAAGGACUUUCCUCGGCCUUGAUAAAUGCAAUGCCUGCAUUGGAACAUCUAUUUGCAAGAAGUUUUUUAAAGAAGAAAUAAGGUUUGACAACUGGCUGGCCUCCGACCUCAAACUACCUUUGGAGUACUUGCCUUCUUAUCCUGCAAAUUACUCAGAUGAUUCUAAAACCUGGCGUCCUGUGGAGAUAUGGAGGCUGAUCAGCAAACACCAGAAUGAAAUCUCAGACCGAAGAAUCUGUGCCUCUGCAGCAGCCCCCAAAACAUGCAGCAUUGAGCAUGUCCUAAGAAAAACAGGAAGAUUCCAGAAAUGGCUGCAGGCCAAGCGUCUCACGCCAGACCUGGUGCAGGGCCUGCCCAGCCCCCUCUUGCGCUGCCCUUCGCAGCGACUUCUGGACCGUGUGGUUCGGCGCUAUGCUGAGGUGGCUGACGCUGGCAGCAUUUUCAUGGACCACUUCACGGACCGCGACAAGUUGCGCCUGCUCUACACAUUGGCUGUCAACGCGCAUCCCAUCCUCCUACAGAUUUUUCCUGGAGCUGAAGGAUGGCCACUGCCUAAGUACCUGGGUUCCUGUGGACGAUUCCUGGUCAGCACCAGCACUAGCCUACUGCAGGAAUUCUAUGGUGCACCCCCAGACCAGGCAGCUGACCUGGCCUACCAGCUCCUCAAGGUCCUGGAGUCUCUGAGGAACAACGAUCUGAAUUAUUUCCUCUACUUCACCCAUGUGGAUGCUGCCAUGUUUGGCAUCUUUAAUAAUGGGCAUCUGUUCAUCCGGGAUGCCAGUGCCCUGGGUGUCAUCGACAAGCAGGAAGGCAGCCAAACAGCCACCAGGGCAGGAGAGAAUAAAGACAUCUUUAGCUGCCUGGUUACUGGCUGCAAAGCUGAGCUGCCCUCCUGUGACACCAUCCCUGAGAAGCAGAGCCUGGUGCUGGUGUGUCAGCAAGUGCUGCCUCAACUUCUCCAGAGGAAGUUCCCUUCUCCAGUGCAGGAGCAGAUAGAUGUCCUCCUGGCUAAGUGUGGGGAGGAUACUCGCCCAGACCCUGAAGUCCUCAGGGCUGCCAGCCAGCUGAAGGACAUCUUGAGACCCCUGAGAACCUGUGACUCCAGAUUUGCCUACCGCUACCCAGACUGCAAGUAUAACGAUAAGUUCUGAAGGGCUGGAGAUUGGCUGGCUUCCAGGACAACAUCCUUGGCUCUCCAUUUCCCAGCUUGGUCGUUGCAAGGUUGAAAGAAGAUGUUUUAGACAUUAGGAGAAAUGCACAUUCAUUUACCAGGGACUAAGGAACAUUCCAAUGACUGG
Molecule: messenger RNA, 1561 nt
Organism: Pteronotus mesoamericanus
Lineage: Eukaryota; Metazoa; Chordata; Mammalia; Chiroptera; Mormoopidae
Gene: DIPK2B
Product: divergent protein kinase domain 2B
Exons: 5
Coding region: 113-1414 (433 amino acids)
Source: RefSeq, a predicted model, not a curated record